GAGCCAAAAAUAACACUUUUUAUGUACUUCUUUGAAAAUAAAUUUGGUUUACUCUUGCACUUUUCAGGACUGUUGCUUCUCACAAGAGUUUUCAAUAUUCCAUUUGUGAUACACGUGAAUAAGUCUAUGCUGAAAACUUAAACAUGGCUUCAAUCGAAGUACAUGUUUUAGCUUCAAGCAAAAUUUUGAAUUCCUUGCUUGAUUUUACAUUGUAGUAGUAGUAGUAGUAGUAGUAGUAGUUGUCGUCAUCGCCAUGACUCCCGCAGUUGUUACCAGCUUGAUUUAUAUCAAGGCGAGGAAAGCCAUUGAAAUUUUUUCUCCAACAAUAAGGAAACUUUGGAAGGACUGGGAGCUACGUAUUCUGGUUCUACUCAGCCUCUCCUUGCAGAUUAUACUAAUCUUUUUUGGAAAGCGCAGGAAAUAUAUGAGCAAGGUUUGGAUUCGAUUUCUUUUAUGGUCUGCUUAUUUGAUGGCCGAUUGGGUAGCAACCGUUGCCCUCGGUGUUCUCUUAAACAACAUGGGAGAUGUCUACGAGGAGGGCCGUAAAGCUGCCAAUCUUGAUGCUGACACUCAGCUUACUGCGUUUUGGGCACCAUUUCUUCUAUUGCACUUGGGCGGCCCCGAUGCAAUUACUGCAUAUGCUCUAGAGGACAAUGAAUUGUGGUUAAGACACUUUCUUGGGCUCGGAGUUCAAACCGGAGUUGCUGUCUGCAUUUUCCUUUUGGCUUGGACAGCUUCCCGCUUCUCCAUUCUCACUAUGCCAAUGCUUUUGGCUGGAAUUAUUAAAUAUGGAGAGAGAACAUGGGCCCUCAGAUCAGCAAGCAAUGAGGAAUUGAGGGAUUCCAUGCUCACUGCUCCUGAUCCUGGCCCGAAUUAUUCCAAGUUCAUGGAGGAAUUCACUUUGAAGCAGUACGAAGGAUUUUAUGCAAUGGCAGAAGAAGUGCUGGAGUCACAAGCCCAAGUGGAUGUUUCUGCCAGGGAAGAUGACCACACUAUAAAAGAUGCACCUGAAUUGCGUAAAGCUCAUUUCUUAUUUAAAACUUUCAAGCGUCUAUUUGUUGAUCUCAUCCUCAGCUUUCAAGAUCGAGACAAUAGCCAAUCUUUGUUCAAAGAUAUAACCUCUGAAAAUGCUUUCAGGGUGAUUGCGAUUGAACUUGGGUUCAUGUACGAUAUGCUCUAUACCAAGGGAAAAGUAAUUUACUCGCGCAAUGGCUGUUAUCUCCGCUUCAUCAGUCUCACUAGCACAUGCAUUGUAUUAGUCUUCUUUUCUUUAUACAAAACGCAUGGCUGUGCAAAGAUUGAUAUAGCCAUAACCUUUUUAUUGCUGAUUAUAGCCAUAAUUCUGGAGCUCUAUGCAUUGCUCUUAGUGCUCUCCUCGGAUUGGACAGAUCUUUAUCUGUCAAAGCAUGAAGGAGUUCUCCGCCAGGUUAUUACUCGUUUACGACUGCCUAAACGUCCAAGAUGGUCAAAAUCCUUGGCGCAGUAUAGCUUAUUGAGCUAUAGCCUCAAAAGUAAGCCAGUGGUCAACAGCAAAAUCCAGAAGCUAUUUAGUAUAGAUAACAUAUUAGAACACCUGCACAUGACUACUGAGAGAGUUGGAGAUGAUCUAGAGACGUUCAUUUUCAACCAUCUCAAAAAGAAGUUUCAAGAUCUCAAGGCUCAAUCAGAUGACGGCUAUGCGAAGAAGCUUAAAGAUCUCUGCAUGUGCAGGGGGGCUCGCGCCCUUAAAGGAUUUACUUUUGACGAAGAAUUACGUUGGAGUGUGGAAGUAGAAUUCGACCAGGGCAUUCUUAUCUGGCACAUUGCUACAGAUCUCUGCUACCACUCUGAUCAUGAAGCGCAAAAUGAUACAAACAGAAAAAUAAGCAACUCAUUGUCAAAAUACAUGCUGUAUCUCUUGGUUAUGCGUUCUACCAUGUUGCCGAUGGGAAUUGGAAAGAUCAGAUAUCAAGACACCUGUGCUGAGGCCACGAGAUUUUUCGAGAAACAUGAGUCCAUAUUAGGUACUAUCCGGAGAUCACAAAAUCUUUGCAAUUGGGUAUUCAAUCUAUUCAGAAAGGGGAACCCUGAGCUAAAAGAGAAUCAAGAAGCCUGUGAGGUGUUGCUUAAAGUGAACACUGUAGUUCCACCAGCUAAAGUAAAAGGGGAUAGAAGCAAGUCUGUGUUAUUCGACGCUUGCAGGCUAGCAUCACAAUUACAAAAUAUUCCAAACAAGUGGGAAGUGAUGGGUAAUGUUUGGGUGGAAAUGCUAGCUUAUGCUGCUAGCCAUUGCAGAGGAACUUAUCAUGCUCAACAGUUGGGACGGGGUGGAGAGCUACUGACGCAUGUUUGGCUCCUGAUGGCUCAUUUUGGUUUAACAGAGCAGUUCCAGAUAUCCCAUGGUCAUGCAAGAGCCAAGCUUACUGUUCGAUAAUAAGCUAACACGGGCAAUGCUAUACUACUAGUACGUCAGAAUAAUAAUUGCUUGAACUUUGUUCCUUCGUAUUCCUUGUGUUUUCCCACCAAUAAUUUGAGUUUUGAUUUGCCACUUAAGUGGUCAGAAUUUGAUUAAUGAUGUAUUUUAUAGUUACUUUUCAUGGUUUGCUUAUGGAAAUGCAUUCAUUUUCCCUUCUUUUUUCUUUUGGCGUUGGCCAAUUCUACCUUUUUGAACUAAUUCGAUAUGAAUUCAAGGGUCAGAU
Ricinus communis (castor bean) is the source of this 2678-nucleotide messenger RNA. RefSeq lists its product as uncharacterized. NCBI's taxonomy places the organism in Eukaryota, Viridiplantae, Streptophyta, Magnoliopsida, Malpighiales, Euphorbiaceae. Bases 254 to 2413 code for a protein of 719 amino acids. The transcript has 2 exons. The record is from RefSeq and is a predicted model, not a curated record.